AUGGCAAGAGCCAACAACAAAUACACGUCCAUCAACUACAACCACAUCCUCCAGAAAGAUGCUCCUUCUUCCUCCUCCCCCGCUUCUUAUUCCUCCGUCGCUCGUUCCAAUGGCCGUAUGCUCGUUCUCACUAAACCUUCCCCCAAGCCUCUGAGACCUCCCUCCGCUGCCGCCACCACCACGACGCCUCCUCCGCUCUCCUUAGCUCCGAGGAUUCCGGAUCAAGCCGUCUCUGAUCCAGAUCCGGACCAGAUCUCUCUUCGUCCCUUAGGCCAUACAGGACCUGGCUCAUCGCUUUCAUGUGCAGCUCGGACUCAGGAAAUCGACAAGUUCCAAGGGGUGCUUGCCCCGGCUCCGAUUUCUGUGUCCUCCAACCCGAAUCCGAAUCGGUUCGUGCCGCCGCAUCUUAGGCCAGGUUUUGUUCGGAAAGAUGAGAAACUUGAACUCGACUCUUCUCGAGUCAGAGAUCCGAAUCCGAGUCAGAGAUCGCCUUACCAGGAACAGCCGCGACAGGGACAUUUCGGAUAUGGACAGCCGGGACGGCCCAAAUCGGGCGGGUAUGAGAGGAUCCGGACGGAUCCGAGAUCGACCGGAAACCGACCCGGUACCUCCGGAUGGUAUUCUCAUUGCUCUCCCCUAAGUCAUAUGAUCCAUAGUGUUUAG
Molecule: messenger RNA, 663 nt
Organism: Microthlaspi erraticum
Lineage: Eukaryota; Viridiplantae; Streptophyta; Magnoliopsida; Brassicales; Brassicaceae
Source: the annotation of a GenBank genome assembly